Messenger RNA from Cloeon dipterum, 1156 nucleotides. Its product is annotated as trypsin-1-like. NCBI's taxonomy places the organism in Eukaryota, Metazoa, Arthropoda, Insecta, Ephemeroptera, Baetidae. The coding region runs from base 76 to 1095 and encodes 339 amino acids. The transcript has 6 exons. Gene Ontology annotation, biological process: proteolysis. The record is from RefSeq and is a predicted model, not a curated record. Gene Ontology annotation, molecular function: serine-type endopeptidase activity.
CAGGGACGGUAUAAAAGACGGUCGCCGCCGGUAGCAAAUCAUUCCAGUUGACGACGACGGACACGGACGACGAACAUGUUGGGACUGAGAACUCUGGGCCUGUUGGCCCUUUCUUUAGCCGCCAUACAGGCGACGGAACUGAAAUUUAACAACGAAUUCCUGACUCCGUUUGAGAUCCACAAGCUGCGAGCCAUGAAGGUGUCGCAGGUUAAGCCUCUGGAGGACAUGAGCUCGGAUGCAAGGUCGUCCAACAACGUUAUUGGAAAUGUUUACGGUGGAGCCGAGGGAAACACAAGCAUGCCCUUCAUGGCUUACAUUGAAACGUACACCUCCCAAGACGUUCCUGUUCACCAGUGCAGUGGAGCCAUUGUUAACGAGUCUUGGAUCCUCACUGCGGCACAGUGCUUUGAAAGGGCAAGCUAUGCUAUGGUCACGAUUGGUGACAUUGACCGCACCUCGGCAAGCGCCCAGAACUUUAACGCCACCAAGGACCAGUGGGUCAUCCACGAGAAGUUCGUUUACAACGGCCUCGAAAACGACAUUGCUUUGAUUUAUCUCAACACGUCGAUAACUUUGGCAGGCACCAAAAAAUCAAUUAAUUUCUGCUGUCCCAGUUUCUUCAAACCGAAGAUGGUCAUGUACAACAGCACCAUCAAGGUUCUCGCGCUCGGCUUCGGUCGCGUCGAAGACGAUCCCGUCGAUCCGGAUUGUCCAGUGCCUGCUGGCCCGUCUUACAUUUUCAACAUGGCCGAGAUCCCGAUGGGUAACUCCACCGCCUUCUGCAGGGCUCAGCUGAAAGCGCAUUACUUGAAACUGGCGUCCACACAAGUCUGCAGCAACGGCAUGUUGAAUCGCACCACCGGCGCUUUCGGUCCUGGUGACAGCGGCGGCCCAAUUGUUGUUGUGACACCCUCCGCUGCGACACCCACUCCCGGCGAUGUUACCAAAACUGUCACAAACAUGUGCGUUGCAGGAGUCAUCAGCUUGCACAAUUACGAAACAUACAAGAAUACAUUCCCCUUCACAAUGACCGACAUUCAGGGCCAAAUCCCGUGGAUUUUGAAGAAGACGAAGGGAAAGGCACCCAAGUGUUAAUCAUUCUUGCUGUCAGGGCGAGCGAUUAAACCUUUAAUAAAAUUUGCUGGUUUCAAACGUA